Molecule: messenger RNA, 4283 nt
Organism: Vespa velutina
Lineage: Eukaryota; Metazoa; Arthropoda; Insecta; Hymenoptera; Vespidae
Product: C2 domain-containing protein 5
Exons: 14
Coding region: 550-3735 (1061 amino acids)
Biological process (GO): protein localization to plasma membrane; positive regulation of protein targeting to membrane; positive regulation of D-glucose transmembrane transport
Cellular component (GO): plasma membrane
Molecular function (GO): calcium-dependent phospholipid binding; calcium ion binding
Source: RefSeq, a predicted model, not a curated record
UUCCUUUUGUCAUAUUCGUUCACUAUUCCUUUAAUCCUAUUAGGUUUUAGUGGUGGACAGUAUUGGGUGAUUGUUUUUAUAGAUAUUCGCUUAAUUUUAUCACGCUAAUAUCACAUGAUCAUAGAUCAAUGAUGAAGAAUCGCAAGUACAAAAUCACACUUGCAUAACCAAUUUGUAGAUCAUAAAUAAAAAAUCUAUCAGUAAUUAUCCUUAUUGGAUAAGCAUGAAACGUGUACCGUUGAAAGUUUUAAGGUUAAUAGAUAGUUUUCUUACAAAUAUUAUAAUUAGUGGGUGAUAUUGUAAAAUAGUUGAUCUAUUUACCAUAUGAUUUGAUCAAUAAUAUAAAAUCUGAUUAUCAUGAAAAUUAGAUGGUAAUAACUUUUUUAACUGUGAAUAUCUGUAGCAAAAGUACAAGUGAAUGCAUGACACAAACAUUAACUUGCCAUAAAACAGUAGAAUGUAAAUAUUUAGUCAUAAAUAAGUGGAUAUUUAAUUUAUUCAAAUGAUAUAAUUAUAUUCUAUAACCUUUAUACUUAUUAAAAAAAUACUAUGCCUGGAAAGAUAAAAGUAAAGGUAUUGGCAGGCCGUAAUUUGCCUGUAAUGGAUCGUUCAGGUGAUACAACAGAUGCAUACGUUGAAUUAAAAUUUGGAAAUGUUACGUAUAAAACUGAUGUGUGCAGAAAAUCUUUAAAUCCUCAAUGGAAUUCUGAAUGGUAUAAAUUUGAAGUAGACGAUGCCGAGUUACAAGAUGAACCUUUACAAAUUAGAUUAAUGGAUCAUGACACUUAUUCUGCCAAUGAUGCAAUUGGCAAAGUUUAUAUAAAUUUAAAUCCAUUAUUAUUACCUGGUAUAACACCUUUAAUUAAGAAUGUUUGGACUUUGGAAGCAGCUUUAAAUUCGAGUGCUGGCUCUCAAGGCUCUGUUAUGACAGGAUGGUUGCCAGUAUAUGAUACAAUGCAUGGUAUUCGUGGUGAAGUAAACAUUAUUGUUAAAGUGGAAUUAUUCUUAGAUUUUAAUAAGUUUAGGCAAUCAUCAUGCGGUGUACAGUUUUUCUAUUCACCAAAUAUACCACAUGGAUAUCAUGCUCAAGUGAUACAUGGUUUUGUUGAAGAAUUAAUAGUGAGUGAUGAUCCGGAAUACAAAUGGAUCGAUAAGAUAAGGACACCUAGAGCAUCAAAUGAAGCACGUCAGACAUUGUUUUUUAAAUUAAGUGGAGAAGUACAGAGAAAAAUAGGUUUGAAAGCAUUAGAUCUGGGUGGAAAUGCUGUUAUUGGAUAUCUGCAGAAUUUUGACUUAGAAGGAGAAUCAGGUAUUGUUGCACGAGGGAUAGGAACUGCAGUAACUCUUGUAAAAGUACAUGAUGUUUUUAAUUCUCCUUCAGAUAAUAUACCGCUUGAAGAACAUCAAGAGGAAGCAUCAUUCAGUCCAAGUUACCCACUUCCUACUGUUCCUUCUUCAACAACUACAAAAACUUUACAUUCGCCUGCAACAAAAACACAUAAUAUCAUUCCUUUACAUAGAAGAUCCAGUGAUUCCGAUUUGAGUAUUACACCAAAAGGUAAUUCUUUGGCAGGAAGCGAUAGAUCAAUGGGUGGCUUUAUGAAAACAUCAACAGCUGUAGUAAGAACUAUGAAUCAAGAUGCAUUAGAAAUGUUGGAAUAUCCAUUUAUUACAAUGCAACAAUAUCCUCCUGGUUUUGUUGUACAUAUAGGUGGUCUGGUAAGCUCAAGAUCAGUUAAACUAUUGGAAAGAAUAAGUAAUUUAGAAGAACCAGAAGGUCGUGAUGCAUGGUGGACAGAAAUUAGAAUGGAAGUAAGAUCACAUGCAAGGGCAUUAGCGUGUAAUGUCGUCAUAGGUUAUAAAGAAGAAACUAGCAUAUGCGACGAUGUUUGUGUUUUAAAUGCAAGUGGUACAGCUGCUGUUAUAAAUCUUCAUAGUUCAAGUCAAGAUCAGGAUAAUGUCUUUGUAAGUCGAUUGCAACAAGGAUUACUUACAGCAUCUAUGGAAUCAGAUCGUGAUAAACCUUGCCAAAAGUCAUCGGUUAACAAAACAGAAAGAUGUGACAUUGAUACAUCUAAUCAUACGACGAAUCUAAGUGGAAGAAAUAAAUGUACAUCUGAAAGUAAUGAUCAUGAAUCAUAUAUGCAAUCUCAUGGAUGCAAUCUUUGUCAUUUACCAUAUAGUGGAAAUAAUAUUCAAUUUAAAGUCAAUAUGUCAAAAUGUGCUAUAUGUAAGAGAGCAAAAGUUCCAGACGUAAUGUUUACUACUAUAGAACUUCCUGAAAAUAUACCUAUGACUGGUAGAGGAUGUUUUAUUCAAGCAACAGUCUGUAAAAGUAAGAAAGAUUUGAGAGGUGAAUUAAAUGCAAAAGAAAUUUCUGAUUGUUUGCCUUUUUUGGAAUAUGAAUUAUAUUGUUUAUUAUUAAAUAAGUUAAAAAUGAAAGGUAUGAAUGCUGUCUUUGGUUUAAAGUUGCAAGUUUCCAUUGGAGAAAGAUUGGUGAUUGGAAUGGCAGUUGGAACUGCUGUUUUUCUUACAGCAUUACCUAAUCCUUCUAUUCCUCAAAUUGCUGCUCAUAAUUCUUGGCACAAUGAAGAACAAUUGGUUGAAAUUCAAAAAAUUCUUUCAGAAACUGUAAAAAAAAAUAUAGAAUUUUAUCAGUUGAAACCAAUAGGAGGGGACAAUGAAACUGGACGUAUUGUUACUACAUCUGAUACAGACGACUCGGACGAGGAUUUACCUGAACUUGAUGUUGCAUUAGGUUCCCGAGAUGCUUGCAUAUUAGAAGUAGAUGAUCUUGAGGAUAUGGAUAGAAUAUCAUUAUUAAUAGAUGAUAGGCCACCUGAUGAUUUUCACGUAGUAAAUACACAAACUAUUCCUGGAUUAGAAGAUCUAGAAAUUGUAAGAAAUUUACAAAUGUUUACCCAAGUAUCCAGAGCUAAGAUUCCAGCAGGUCAAUUAGCAUCAAUGCCUUCAAAAUAUUUUGCUAGAUUACUGCAGACAGUUUUCUUCAAAUUAAGGAGAAUGGUUCCUUGUGCACUUUGUGAUAUGCAAUUUAAAGUUGCACUUCCUGAACAAGAUGAAAUACAACUUUCUGUUGUUGGUAUGGCACUUGGAUUAGGCGAACCUGUGAAGUCAAAUAAAUUUAAACGAAAAUUGCUAAUUCAUCAACUUAGUAAAGAUGAAGUGAAAAAAUCAGAUGAACACGAGAUGAUAUUUAAUCUCGAAGAUGAUCACAUAGAAGCUCCUGUUGUGUCUGACAAUACAUUAAAUACUCGAACUGCAAAUUCGUCUACAUUAACGGUCCUUUCUGGACGAAAAUCAAGACCACGUUCACCAUUACGUUCAAAGAUACAUACUACACAUAGACAUAAACAUGUGCCUUUGAAAGAAAGAUAUGGCGUAGAUAUAACACCAUUAUCAUAUUUACCAGGUGGUAGAAUCGAAAGAUAUUUAGGAAAUCUAAACUUUUUCUUUAUCAGAGAAAGCACAUCUGUAAGAGAGAAUGGUGGAUUAAGUGGAUUUACACAUAGCUUUGUAAUGGAAAUAUUAGCAAUUGUACGUGCACAUAUUACAGCAUUAGGAGGAAAUGCAAUGGUUGCUUUUUUUAUGACUCAAUGUGUCCUUCUCCAUAAUCUUCAUAAAAAUCAGGGUCAGUGUCUCAUAAAUGUAGGUGGAGAUGUAGUUUCCGUAUCAUAUUUUGCCAAUGAAAAACGAAGUGGAACAUCAAAUUACUGACCCCAACCUCCACAUUCUGCACCACCAUAGUUACAAAGCAAAAAGAAUUUUUAACAUUCUGUUAUUAUAGUUUUAGACGAAUCUGUUAUAUUUUGUAAUUGUUCGCUUAUUUUUAUUGCUAUAACAAAAUUGCUUUACAUUAGGGUUUUUAUACUUGAUAUACACAGAGAAAAAAUAUUUACAGUUUAGUAUCUAUUACUUUACUUUUUAUUAUUAUACUAAAAUAGUAUAUUCUUCAACUACAUUGUUAAAUAAUACUAUUACAUAUCCCGAAGUACUCUACAAUUGCUUAAAAUGUAAAUAUAGUCUUAAGUUUAUCGCAGUAGUGGACUUUUAAGGAUAAAUUGAUGUGAUAGUAUUUAUUAAAUACAUUUAUAACAAAUUAUAAAGUUCAAUGUAAAAUGCACAUUUCUGUAAUUCGUCUGUAACAUUGUAUUUUCUAUUUUUAUGUACAUGUAAAUUGUAAUUUUAUGAUAAGCAUUUUUCUCACAAUGUCCUUUUGUAAUUUUGAAAGGUCACUGUUACAAAAUAAUAUGUUGGGUGCAAUA